CCCCUGAAACUGUCUGAAAUGAUCUCGCACCCUCUUUUGAGGACCCCCAUUCUUCGCCGCCGCAGAGGAAUGUCAAGAAAACCAACAUGGCAGACGAAAUGAAAUCACUGGGGAAGAACAGCGGCAUCGUGAUCAGAGAUGGAUGGCCAGGCUACCGUUUGGAUCUAUUUACCUACCCAGAGCACUAUUCUGGAGACUUGGAGUGUGUUUACAUUCCUCAUGGGGUUAUCAUGGACCGGACAGAAAGGUUAGCGAGAAACAUCAUGGACGAUCUGGGUGACCACGACAUUGUGGUGCUUUGUGUGCUGAAGGGGGGCUACCAGUUCUGUGCUGACCUGGUGGAGUGCAUCAAAGCCCUAAACCGCAACUCCAACAAGAGCCUGCCCAUGCGAGUGGACUUCAUUCGCCUCAAGAGCUACCUGAAUGAUAAGUCCACACAAGACCUCCACAUUGUCGGAGGGGAAGAUCUGUCUGUGCUUAGUGGGAAGAAUGUCCUGGUUGUGGAGGCUAUAGUGGAUACUGGAAAAACCAUGAAGGCUCUCUUGAGCCAUGUUGAAGCCUUCAAGCCGAAAAUGAUCAAAGUGGCCGGGCUGCUGGUAAAGAGAGUGCCAAAUGGAUCUGGAUGUCAACCAGACUAUGUUGGCUUUGAGAUACCUAAUCGAUUUGUGGUUGGAUACGCUUUGGACUACAAUGAAUACUUCAGGGAUCUCAAUCACAUUUGUGUGAUCAGUGAGAGUGGGAAACAGAAGUAUAAGGUCUGAGAGCAUUCCCUGAGCCAACUAGGACCCCACCCCUAAAGCCAGACGCAACAAGAUCCAGAAGAGUGUCGGAUGCACCGACCACAGGACGCACACAGAGAGCUGCCAUCAAGGCAAACUCGCUUGUUAUUUUCUCUGAGAGUUUGGUUGGUUGCAUUCAUGCUGCAUGACAGGGUAAAACCCCGCAACUGUGCUAGAACAUUUUUAGCAACGCCACUUUGUUACCCCACUGAGCUGUUACUUUGAUCCAUGUGACUUCAUAUAACAUGAUGUGUUUAUGUAGCCAUUUUUCAUUUGUGGGCAUUUUCUAUUUCCACAUUAGUCUGUUCUUUAGUCUUAAAAAAAAAACAACCUUCAUGUAACAUGAAAUGAGGUAGUCAGUCACUGGCAUAAGAAAUAAAAGAAUUAACUACUGUAGUCUAUAAUAUAAACUAAUUUGAUUCUCUAUAACGCCUACCUCUUCUGCCUGGAGUACAAGACAGGCCUCUCUGUUAGUCAGUGCCACAGCUCAUACUGUGUACAGAAGCUUUGCUUGCUUAGGCGAGUGUUAUCUCACACCUCAUCCUAUUAUUUCCUCAUGCCGUUUGUUUCUUUAUUCUAAAGGAGACAUUUAUCAUAUGUACUGUAUCAAAUGUACUUGUUGUCAUGUUCAUUGCAGAAAUACAUAAAAUAAAAAUGUGACUGUUUCCACUUCCAUUCA
Alosa alosa (allis shad) is the source of this 1458-nucleotide messenger RNA. It is a transcript of the gene prtfdc1b, whose product is annotated as phosphoribosyl transferase domain containing 1b. Lineage: Eukaryota; Metazoa; Chordata; Actinopteri; Clupeiformes; Clupeidae. The record is from RefSeq and is a predicted model, not a curated record. The transcript has 9 exons. Gene Ontology annotation, biological process: IMP salvage; guanine salvage; hypoxanthine metabolic process. The coding region runs from base 87 to 761 and encodes 224 amino acids. Gene Ontology annotation, molecular function: magnesium ion binding; hypoxanthine phosphoribosyltransferase activity.